Molecule: messenger RNA, 900 nt
Organism: Strongylus vulgaris
Lineage: Eukaryota; Metazoa; Nematoda; Chromadorea; Rhabditida; Strongylidae
Source: the annotation of a GenBank genome assembly
GAAGACACUCGAUUUGUUCUCUUCAACUGCUCGACGGGGCCUGACUUUGAAUGGAUAUUAAAUACUCAAAUGCGGAUCAAAACUGGCACUAUAGAAGCUGAAGUGUUGAAAGUUGUCGAUAAGGACGUCUUUGAAUUCUAUCCGCAAUGUGAUCCAAUCUCUAUAGAAAUUAUGAGUGACGUUAUAGCAACAGUAAAAUUUGAAAUAAGAAUUUUGAAUAAGGUGAUUGAGCAACUUCCCAACUUCGACCAGGGUGACUUAACCAUUCGCUUUGAUGACGGUUCCAGUGUUCAAGUCUACAGACAUCUGCUGAGCUUGCAUUCGUCGUACAUGAGGAAAUGUAUGCAAGACUCUAUGAUCACAUGUGUAGAAGAUUUUGCGCGAGAACCCUUUAUUGAGAUGUUAUAUCAGAUGUACCCUACGCUUCGUCCAAUCUAUCGAAAUAUUCGCGGACUUGCAAAGGCGGCUGUUGCCUUUCAAGUCAACCCGCUGGUCUAUAAACUAUCCAAACAUUUGGUCAACUUCAAUACCAGAGCCAUGUACCCUACGCUUCGUCCAAUCUACCGGAAUAUUCGCGGACUUGCAAAGGCGGCUGUUGCCUUUCAAGUCAACCCGCUGAUCUAUAAACUAUCCAAACAUUUGGUCAACUUCAAUACCAGAGCCAUGUCACUCGAACAAAAACUGCGCGCAGCGCUUGAUUUGGAGCUAUGUCCAGCUGUUGAAGAGUUGGUUUACAGGGCAGCGCAAGAUGGAGUGUGGAGCCAUUUGAUUAAGCUCGGCUUUGAACCUGAGAUAUUCUUUGGACCAGAAGUGUAUAAAAAAGUGGUUUGCCCUGCAAUAAUUGCGGUUAGACCCAUCAAAUCAGAAAAGUAUCAGCAAACCCACUAUACGUGUAUUUAA